Messenger RNA from Armigeres subalbatus, 1076 nucleotides. Its product is annotated as chymotrypsin B-like. The record is from RefSeq and is a predicted model, not a curated record. The transcript is spliced from 4 exons. Lineage: Eukaryota; Metazoa; Arthropoda; Insecta; Diptera; Culicidae. Gene Ontology annotation, biological process: proteolysis. The coding region runs from base 171 to 1019 and encodes 282 amino acids. Gene Ontology annotation, molecular function: serine-type endopeptidase activity.
UCAGUGGAUGAUGCAGUGAUGCAACCGUUCCACUUUCAAUUGCCGUUCGGAGCCUAUUCAUAUCCAGAACAAAGGUUCACUGUAACCAGUUGAUAUAUCCGUUGUAAAUCACGCUAGUCAUAUGCCACCCUUUGACAACAUUCGACAACCGAUCGUCCGACAGCCCAAUCAUGAACCGUUCAUUCAUUGUUCUUCUUUUUGGUUUGCUUUUCUUUUACUCGGCAGCGACGACAUCAGAUGAGCCCAAUGCUACUUCAACGGCUUUUCGGAUCGUCGGUGGCUACAGCAUCACCAUCGGUGCAAUUCCCUUCAUUUGUUCCAUCCGUCAGAGAAAUACGGGACCGCCAGUAGAUAACGGCCAAUGGAGCUGGUUGUGCGGGGGAACGGUCGUAAAUCAGAACUGGCUGCUCACUUCCGCUCAUUGCAUUUUCGGCCUAGAUAUCGCUCGUAUAUUGGUUGUUUGUGGCCUACGCCAAGCCCGCACCAUCCAGCUGGUUCAAACCAGCCCGGCUUAUGUCCAGGGACAGAAAGGAAAUGAUUUGGCGUUGGUUUUGCUCAAGAAACCACUGGUUUUCAGUGACAACGUACAACCCAUUACAAUUUGGGAUGGACAGCCGCUUCCAUCUAACGAGGCCACAAUUGUCGGUUAUGGAUUAUCUUCGUACGACGUAGCAGGAUGGCGAGCAAAUGGUUUACAGGCCGCCACCGUUCCAAUACUGUCAAACGAACAAUGUUACCAACGACUCGGUUAUCUGGCUGCUUAUCUGACAACUGAUACCAUCUGUACUGAUAACGGUGCUGAUGGCGCUGGAACCUGCGUCGGGGAUUCCGGUGGUCCAGUCAUUAUUGCUACAGAGCAGCAAGCCUUCAAUUUGAUAGCGAUACCAUCCUGGACGGUUAGCCCGUGCGGUAGCGGACCGUCGAUGCAUACUCUUAUUUCGCCUCACAUCAACUGGAUUCUCGACGUUAUUACUCCAAAUCUUGUGCAGACUAUUGAAACUAUUGAUGUGUUCCCUUAAUUGUAUCAUAUUGGAAGUAAAUGGAAUAGUGAAGUCUUUUAACUCUGUAACAUUUCC